CUUAUGCCAAGUCCUUCAAAACCACGUGACUAUGGCGGAGCGUUUUUUUCCGCGGGAGUAAAUGUGAGGAUUUGGAAAGUAACUUCAAUAUGUCAGGAGUUGUAGUCGUACACGGAGGAGCGUGGGCCAUACCAGAUGAACUGGCCGAGGCCUCCGUUAACGGAGUCAAGGCUGCAGCACGUAAAGGGAUCUCUGUGCUGAAAACAGGAGGAAACUCAGUGGAUGCUGUUGAAGCAGCGGUGAGAGCUCUGGAGGAUAAUCCUGUGUUCAACGCAGGGCAUGGAGCAACACUUAACGCUGAUGGAGAAGUGGAGAUGGAUGCCAUUAUCAUGGAUGGGAGAACACUUGCCAGUGGUGCUGUGUCUUGUUUGAAGGACAUUGCCAACCCAGUGUCGCUGGCGCGAGCAGUGAUGGAAAAGACUUCCCACAUCAUGUUGACAGGCAGAGGUGCAAACAUGUUUGCAGACAGCAUUGGUAUGGCCACAGUCCCCACUGAAACACUGGUGACUGAGUUUGAGAGGAAAGAAUGGGAGAAACACAAGAAAUAUGCUACUGGAGUGAUGGAGGAUUUUAACUCUCAGUGGGCCCAUGAUACUGUUGGAGCAGUUGCCGUGGACUGUGCUGGUAAUGUUGCAUGUGCAACAUCAACUGGAGGAAUCAGAAAUAAGAUGGUCGGCAGAGUAGGAGACUCUCCAGUUAUUGGUGCUGGAGGGUAUGCAGACAACUUCAAUGGUGCAGUAUCUUGUACAGGUCAUGGAGAGUCCAUUCUUAAAGUCACACUGGCCAGACUCAUUCUUUCACAUGUUGAACAAGGUAAAUCGGUGGCCGAUGCUUCACAAGUGUCUUUGCGGUACAUGGGAGAGCGUGUUCGAGGAGCUGGUGGUGCGAUUGCAGUUACUCCAUCAGGGCAGUGGGCAGCCUCAUUUACCACAGAGCGGAUGGCUUGGGCAGCUGUGGAAAAUGAUGUUCUGUGGUAUGGAUUAGACCCGAAUGCAAGAUUAAAUGAGAAAUUGUAGAAAUAACAAUUUCAUACCCAAAAACAUGGGUGUUGCAUGUAGCCUAAGAAAAGUGUUUUCUUCUGUAUAUUGUUUGUAGUUGUAAAAAGUUAGGUUCUCUUACUUUAAUUAUGGAGACACAGGAGCAACUAGUCCGUACAAUUAAAAUUACCUAGUUAUCUGUGUUGCAUAUCACAUAAACAAAUAUUGGAUUUGCCUGAUGCCUUCCAUCAAAUUGAUUUCAAGGUAGUGUGUAAAAUGUUGUGACGAUGUUGCAGGUGAAUACUGUAUGGCUUACCUCACCCAUCGGUUCCCAGUGUGUUGGAGAACCCAGGUAGACUUUGGUUAUCAUCAAAAUUAAAAAGAUGUUUAGUUUAUCCAUUGUGGGUUAUUGUAAAAACAUGGAUGUAUACAAAUAUUGGUAUAAUUAUUUUGUCUCCAAUUUCUGAUUAGAUUUCCCUUACAUUUCACACAUUGGAUUUUAAAACACAUGUUUUAUUCGUCAGCACUUGACUCAGGGACUUUAAAUACAGCUGACCCCUAUGUUUCAGCUGUGUAUACCAGGAAUUGCUGUGUCCUGGAUGAACGGACAGGUCUAAUUCCUCACACUGUAUAAAAAUAAACACCAUUGCUGUUUGCAAGGACAAA
Messenger RNA from Solea senegalensis (Senegalese sole), 1643 nucleotides. Its product is annotated as isoaspartyl peptidase/L-asparaginase. The coding region runs from base 90 to 1016 and encodes 308 amino acids. Lineage: Eukaryota; Metazoa; Chordata; Actinopteri; Pleuronectiformes; Soleidae. Gene Ontology annotation, molecular function: asparaginase activity. The transcript is spliced from 7 exons. The record is from RefSeq and is a predicted model, not a curated record.